CGAUGAGCUACUACAAUUAAAUGUCCUGUAGGCCAACUGAAAACAACAAUGACAUCAAUCUAUCUUCUCACUACUCUCGGCUCUCUAUAAAUCACUCGUCCUGCCUUUCUACAAUGCUCAUUACAAGCCUUAUCUAGUAAAAAUGUCACCUUCCGGCACACAGGUUGCCACAUCCAAGAUCAGGAAAAAAAUCUACUUUGCUCUCUUUGCUUCACUCUUAAUAGUCACAGCCAUAGUUACCAUUGUUGCCGCCGUUAUCUCCAGGAACAAAUCUACCAACAACAUCGAUGACAAAAUAGCUGCUCACCCCGUCGUCAGGUCCUCCUGCAGCCUCACAUUUUACCCGCAACUAUGCUUCUCAGCGCUCUCUAAAGUUCCAGACGCCGCAUCAAAGAUCACCUCUCCAAAAGAUGUGAUAGCUAUGUCACUUAACGUCACUAUAACUGCAGUCCAGAAAAAUUACUUCAGUAUCAAGAAGCUCACUAGCACUCGUUCGGGCGGCCGCACAAAACGUGAUAAGGCUGCUCUGCAUGAUUGUCUUGAAAUGGUGGAUGAAACUCUUGACGAGCUCCACAAAAUUAAACAAGAACUCCAGGAGUAUCCGGCCGUUAACAAGUCUAUAUCCCAGCAAGCCGAUGAACUCAAAAUCCUGUUGAGUGCCUCAAUGACCAACCAAGAAACUUGCCUUGAUGGCUUCUCUCAUGAUAAGGCUGAUAAAAAGGUUCGUAAAACAUUGAUUAAGGGUCAAAUACACGUAUUUAAGAUGUGUAGCAAUGCAUUGGCCAUGAUCAAGAACUUGACUGACACUGAUAUGGCCAACGAGGUUCAGACCUCAAGAAGGCAUCUUGGGGAGAUAGAAAAUGAAAAGGGGUGGCCUGAAUGGUUAUCAGCUGGAGACAGGAGGCUGCUGCAGUCCACAACAGUGACUCCUGACGUUACGGUGGCUGCCGAUGGGACCGGCAACUACCUGACGGUGUCGGAGGCUGUGGCUGCUGCACCAGCGAGCAGUAGCACUAGAUACAUUAUAAAGAUUAAAGAGGGGGUUUACAGAGAAGUUGUGGAUGUACCAAAGAGCAAAACUAAUUUGAUGUUUGUAGGAGAUGGGAGGACCAACACUAUUAUUACUGCUAGUAAUAAUGUGGUUGAUGGGAGCACCACAUUCAACUCAGCCACUGUCGCUGUAGUUGGGACCGGGUUCUUGGCGAGGGACAUAACCAUUCAAAAUGCUGCCGGACCAUCAAAGCAUCAAGCAGUGGCAUUGCGUGUAGGCGCAGAUUUUUCGGCAUUUUACAGGUGUGGCUUUAUAGCCUACCAGGACACCCUCUAUGUGCACUCACUUCGCCAAUUUUUUGUGAAUUGCUAUAUAGCAGGCUCAGUGGACUUCAUAUUUGGAAAUUCAGCAGUUGUUAUUCAAAACACUGACAUUCAUGCUCGCCGCCCCGGUAAUAAACAAAAGAACAUGGUCACAGCACAAGGGCGCGAUGACCCUAAUCAAAACACAGGCAUAGUGAUUCAAAAAUGCAGAAUUGGUGCAACUUCAGAUUUACUACCUGUAAUUGACGAAUUUCCAACAUAUUUAGGCAGACCAUGGAAGGAGUAUUCGAGAACAGUUGUAAUGCAGACUGACAUCAGUAAUGUGAUAAAUCCAGCUGGCUGGUUUGAGUGGGAUGGCGAUUUUGCACUUGAUACAUUGUUCUAUGCAGAGUAUGCAAACACAGGCCCUGGUGCUGAUACAUCAAAUAGAGUGACGUGGAAAGGAUACAGGGUGAUUACUGAUGCAAGUGAGGUCGAAAUGUUUACAGCUGAGAAUUUUAUUUCUGGGGGAAGUUGGUUAAGUUCUACUGGUUUCCCUUACACUCUUGGUCUCUGAAGUCAUAUUAUAGCUUAAUUAGCAGCCUAUCUCUCGUUUGUAAUAAAUAAUGGUUUGGCCUUCAGAGGAUAAUUGAAAUUUGUUUACUUGUCUAUAAAUUUGAAUAUUUUUGUUGGGUAAAAUCCCCUCAAGUUUCA
Messenger RNA from Pistacia vera, 2007 nucleotides. RefSeq names its product pectinesterase-like. NCBI's taxonomy places the organism in Eukaryota, Viridiplantae, Streptophyta, Magnoliopsida, Sapindales, Anacardiaceae. Bases 143 to 1870 code for a protein of 575 amino acids. Gene Ontology annotation, biological process: cell wall modification. The record is from RefSeq and is a predicted model, not a curated record. The transcript has 3 exons. Gene Ontology annotation, molecular function: pectinesterase inhibitor activity; pectinesterase activity.